Danio rerio (zebrafish) is the source of this 5422-nucleotide messenger RNA. RefSeq names its product rho-associated, coiled-coil containing protein kinase 2a (gene rock2a). Gene Ontology annotation, cellular component: plasma membrane; vacuole; endomembrane system. Gene Ontology annotation, biological process: smooth muscle contraction; positive regulation of centrosome duplication; actin cytoskeleton organization. Gene Ontology annotation, molecular function: small GTPase binding; protein kinase activity; kinase activity. The record is from RefSeq and is marked validated. NCBI's taxonomy places the organism in Eukaryota, Metazoa, Chordata, Actinopteri, Cypriniformes, Danionidae.
AGAAGAUCUCGUAUCUUUAAUGUAAACCAGAAAAGUUGAGCAGAUCGUCCUUCGUUGCUCAGACUGGCGCCAGGACGAGACAAAAAUGUCGCUAGGAGCGGAGAGAAGGAUGGAAAACCGGCUGAGACAACUGGAAGCCAUGAUCAAAGACCCGCGGUCUGCGAUCAACUUGGAAAGUUUGCUGGACUCCAUGAAUGCCCUGGUUUUAGAUCUGGACUUUCCGGCCUUACGUAAAAAUAAAAACAUCGAGAAUUUCUUGAACAGAUAUGAGAAAGUCAUGAACCAUAUAAGGGAGCUCCAGAUGAGGCCAGAGGAUUUUGACAGAGUGAAGGUGAUUGGUAGAGGAGCAUUCGGGGAAGUCCAGCUGGUUAGGCAUAAGGCCUCUCAGAAAGUGUACGCCAUGAAGGUGCUCAGCAAGUUCGAAAUGAUCAAACGCUCAGAUUCUGCCUUCUUCUGGGAGGAACGGGACAUCAUGGCGUUUGCAGACAGCCCAUGGGUCGUACAGCUGUGCUGUGCGUUCCAGGAUGACCGCUCUCUCUACAUGGUAAUGGAGUACAUGCCAGGUGGAGAUCUAGUCAAUCUCACCAGCACAUAUGAUGUCCCAGAGAAGUGGGCAAAGUUUUACACAGCAGAGGUGGUGUUGGCUUUAGACGCUAUUCACUCCAUGGGCUUCAUUCAUCGAGACGUCAAACCAGACAACAUGCUGCUGGACCGCUACGGACACCUCAAACUGGCAGACUUCGGGACCUGCAUGAAAAUGGAUGGGACAGGGAUGGUUCAUUGUGACACCGCUGUAGGAACCCCAGACUACAUUUCGCCGGAGGUUUUGAAGUCUCAGGGAGGAGACGGAUACUAUGGUCGCGAGUGUGACUGGUGGUCAGUGGGAGUGUUUAUCUACGAGAUGCUGGUUGGUGAUACACCGUUCUACGCUGAUUCUCUUGUGGGGACAUACAGCAAGAUUAUGGACCAUAAGAACUCUCUCAACUUCCCUGAUGAUGUUGAGAUCUCUCAAGAAGGCAAAAACAUUAUCUGUGCCUUCCUUACUGACAGGGAGGUUCGCCUGGGUCGAAGUGGUGUAGAAGAAAUUAAAAGACAUCCUUUCUUUAGAAAUGACCAGUGGACCUUCAGCACUAUUAGAGAGACUGCAGCUCCUGUGGUUCCAGAGCUGAGCAGUGACAUAGACACCAGUAAUUUUGAUGAAAUUGAGGAGGAUAAAGGAGAAGUGGAGACCUUUCCCACACCUAAAGCCUUUGUUGGGAAUCAGCUGCCCUUUGUGGGAUUCACCUACUUCAAAGAGAACCAGUUGUUGAAUGCUGUGAACAGUUCAGCAAUGAAAAAUGACCACCCAGUAUCUAACAGAGAGGACAAUUUAGCCCUCCAGAAGAAGCUUCACUGUCUAGAAGAGCAGCUCAACAAUGAAAUGCAGGCCAAAGAUGAGUUGGAGCAGAAAUACAGAAGCAACAGUAACCGCCUGGAAAAGAUCACCAAAGAGCUCGAUGAAGAGAUGAAUAGCAGGAAAGGUCUGGAGUCGACCCUGAGACAGCUGGAGAGAGAGAAGGCUCUGCUGCAGCACAAGAGUGUGGAGAGUCACCGCAGGGCCGAGAGCGAGGCCGACCGCAAACGCUGCCUGGAGAAUGAAGUCAAUAGUCUGAGGGAUCAGCUGGAUGAAAUGAAGAAGAAGAACCAGAACUCGCACAUCUCCAACGAGAAGAACAUCCACCUGCAGAAACAGCUGGAUGAGGCUAAUGCUUUACUGCGGGCAGAAUCUGAGGUGGCCACACGGAUGCGUAAAACUCAGACGGAGAGCUCCAAACAGCUGCAGCAGCUGGAGGCGCAUGUAAGAGAACUGCAGGACAAAUGCUGCAUGCUGGAGAACAGUAAGCUCACGCUGGAGAGGGAGAACAUCAGCCUGCAGGCCGCACUGGACACAGAGAAACGAGAGCAGACACAGGGAUCCGAGACCAUCUCUGAUCUACAGGCACGAAUCACUGGUAUGGAGGAUGAGGUGAGGCAAAUGAGGCAGGCCCUAUCUAAGGCUGAGACGGAAAAAAGGCAACUUCAGGAGAAGCUCACAGAUAUGGAGAAGGAGAAGAGCAAUAACCAAAUUGACAUGACCUAUAAGCUGAAGAUGUUGCAGCAGGGUUUGGAGCAGGAGGAGGCAGCACACAAGGCCACUAAAGCUCGACUCGCUGACAAAAACAUGAUCAGCGAGUCCAUCGAAGGAGCCAAAUCUGAAGCUGUAAAGGAGCUGGAGCAAAAGCUGCAGGAGGAACGUUCCUCUAAACAGCGUGUGGAGAACAGGGUGUUAGAACUGGAGAAGAAGAACUCCAUGCUCGACUGUGACUAUAAACAAUCGCUCCAAAAACUAGAGGAACUGCGGCGACACAAGGAGAGACUCACAGAAGAGGUGAAGAAUCUGAACCUGAAGAUUGAACAAGAGGUUCAGAAACGCACUUUGACUCAGAAUGACCUGAAGGUUCAGAACCAGCAGCUCAGCACCCUGAGAACAUCAGAGAAACAGCUCAAACAGGAGAUCAACCACAUUCUAGAAAUUAAACGCAGCCUGGAAAAACAAAACAUGGAACUGCGCAAGGAACGUCAGGAUUCUGAUGGGCAGAUGAAGGAACUGCAGGAUCAGUUGGAAGCAGAGCAGUAUUUCUCUACGCUGUAUAAGACACAAGUGCGAGAGCUGAAGGAGGAGUGUGAGGAGAAAAAUAAACUUUAUAAAGACGUGCAGCAGAAUCUACAGGAGCUGCAGGAGGAAAGGGAUUCACUUGCGGCCCAGUUGGAGAUCACACUAACCAAAGCAGACUCUGAGCAGCUGGCACGCUCUAUUGCGGAGGAGCAGUAUUCAGACCUAGAGAAAGAGAAGAUCAUGAAGGAGCUGGAGAUCAAGGAGAUGAUGGCCAGACACCGACAGGAGCUCGCUGAGAAAGACACCACCAUCAGCUCCUUAGAGGAAGCCAAUCGCACAUUGACCAGUGAUGUGGCAAACCUGGCCAAUGAGAAGGAAGAAUUCAACAACAAGCUGAAGGAGGCAGAGGACUACCUGCAGAAUCUGAAGAAUGAAGAGCAAUCCAUCACUCAGGUCAAGCUAGCGCUGGAGAAACAACUGCAGUCAGAGAGAACCCUCAAAACACAGGCGGUGAACAAGCUGGCAGAGAUCAUGAACAGAAAGGAGGUCAGAGGUGGUGGCAGCCGCCGUGGAAAUGAUACAGACGUGAGGAGGAAGGAGAAAGAAAACAGGAAGCUGCAGCUGGAGCUUCGUUCAGAAAGAGAGAAGCUCAACAGCACAAUCAUCAAAUACCAGAGAGAGAUCAACGACAUACAAGCGCAACUGUUGGAUGAGUCUCAGGUGCGCAUUGAGCUUCAGAUGGCUCUGGACAGUAAAGACAGUGAUAUUGAGCAGCUGCGGAGUCUGCUGAACUCACUCAACGUUCAGUCGCUGGACUCGGCCAGUAUGAGCAGCGGUCCAGACAUGGACACAGAUGAGUCUUUGCUUGAGAUCAGAUUGGAGGGUUGGCUGUCUUUACCUGUCAGAAACAACACCAAACGCUUUGGAUGGGAAAGAAAGUAUGUUGUGGUGAGCAGCAAGAAGAUCCUCUUUUACAACAGCGAACAGGACAAAGAGCACUCCAACCCGUACAUGGUGUUGGACAUAGAUAAACUUUUCCAUGUGCGCUCUGUAACCCAGACGGAUGUUUAUCGCGCUGACGCCAAAGAAAUCCCCAGAAUAUUCCAGAUUUUGUAUGCUAACGAGGGCGAGAGCAAGAAAGAGCAGGAACUGGAGCCUCUUCCAGGUGACAAGUCAAGCUACAUUUGCCAUAAGGGUCACGAGUUCAUCCCCACCCUCUAUCACUUCCCCACCAACUGUGAAGCCUGUACCAAACCCCUGUGGAACAUGUUUAAGCCACCGCCUGCCCUCGAAUGCAGACGAUGCCACAUCAAGUGCCACAAAGACCACAUGGAUAAGAAGGAGGAAGUCAUCGCGCCCUGCAGAGUCGACAUGUCUACAGCUAAGAAUCUGCUGCUGUUAGCUUCGUCUCAGGAGGACCAGCAGAAGUGGGUUAGCCGUCUAAUGAAGAAAAUCCCCAAAAAACCUCCAGCCCCAGACGCCCCUCACCGCUCCUCUCCUAGAGUCCCUGUCAAAGUACAAAGCAGUCAAUCCAUGAGGAGACCCAGUCGGCAGAUACCCGCCGGCAAACCCAGUUAACCUUGUAUUGGGAUUCUGGUGCUGCUACAUGGUGAUUUGGGGGUUCUUCCUGUCACACCAACACAAGACCUUUGUCGUAAACUUUUUCGCACAUUUUGGCAAAUCCAAAAAGAGUGAGAGAUGCACAAAUGUUGAUGAAGGCUUUGCUGUGGUGAUUUGGCUUUUAUUCUCGGGGUUGCUUCAACUUGAAGAGCACAACAGAACUGAAAGCUCGACGUCGCACCAAACUUAACGCAAAGACUGAACCCACUGGAGCGACUAACCGACCGGACAAUGUGGACGACAGCUGGUUUGUUUGUUUUUCGGGUGGACUGUAAUGGCUGAAUAUAGACGGUAGAGCAACACACCACAUAAACGGCUAGAAAACACCACUACAUAUGUUUCUCAUAAGCGCAACUGUAGUGUUAUUCCUCCUGUAGUGUUUUAUUUUUACCUUUGUUUACCCCCACUGUGUUGAUCAAAGCUUGAUUUAACCCUCGUAAAUGCAUCCCAUAAUGCUCUCCCGCUCACGCUGUGUCGUAUGAGUUGAAUGUAAUAAACAGGACAAGACGGCUAAAUCGAGAAGUGAGCUGUACGUGUGGACAGAAGUUUUACAAACAUUUCUAACAGCUGAUCUUCAGUCAGUUUUUGUUGGCCAGUCAUGAUUUAAUUCAGCUGUUAAAAGUUGAAAUGGCGAGUUUCAUGCUGCAGUUUCAGCUAACGUCAUCUUGCAAGCACAUAAUGUUCAUAAGACAGUGGAAUGUGUGUAAAACCAUGUUUAAUUUCACUACAAGUAUUUGUGUCCGUUUGUGUGUGAUAUUUGAUUUUCUUUUUUGUGUUUGUGAGUGGGUGUCGUCACCCUAGCAAACAGUGUGUAUCUCUGGGUGUGCUGUGAAUGCAUAUCUGUGUUCUUCUACACGUUAUAUUAUAUAAGUAUAUAUAUAUAUUCUCAUAUAUAUGAGGAUAUACUGCGUAUAUGUGACCUGCCAUCUUACCAGUUGGUUUGCUAUUUAUACAGGUCUGGGCACUUUUUAUUUUGAUUUUAAAGCGCUGCCUCCAGAUUUGCAUGUUUUAUAUUGAUGUACUGUUUGACCAUAAGAUGAAAAGCAUAUGUAGCCGUGUUGUUUGGAGACCCUGUAUAACAUUUGCUUAUUUUUGUAAACAAAAGUAGUCAGUUAAAUAGAUAUAUAGCUGUGAAUGUAGUAGAAGGAAGUAAAGUUUUAAUAUAAA